AUGAGGUCUGAUCUGGGAUGCAGAUGGUUGAAGCGUUCGUUAAAAGUUCUGAUGUGGAAGUUGGAUAUCUUCGAGCCUAUCCAGUCAAAGCUUACCAACUAUGAUGUGCUAAAAGUAAAGCAUUCUAUUUGUGGUAAAGGAUUUAGAGCAGCGCCCAAGCCCAUUAUGAAGCCUCAAGAUAAAAGCUCAGCCCAGUAUAACACGACUGUAGCAGCCAUUAUCGGACAGAAUCCUAAGCCAUAA
Dovyalis caffra is the source of this 243-nucleotide messenger RNA. NCBI's taxonomy places the organism in Eukaryota, Viridiplantae, Streptophyta, Magnoliopsida, Malpighiales, Salicaceae. The record is from the annotation of a GenBank genome assembly.